CGGGAGGCGGGGUAUGGGGCGGGGCUAAAUGCAGAGGGGACGUCAGCCCCAUCAGUUUCCGCCAGUUGCGGCUGUUGUCCCCACCGACUGUGGUCUACCGAGGUCAUGUUGCCCAACACCGGGAAGCUAGCAGGAUGUACAAUUUUUAUAACAGGUGCCAGCCGUGGCAUUGGCAAAGCUAUUGCAUUGAAAGCAGCAAAGGAUGGAGCAAAUGUUGUCAUUGCUGCAAAGACAACCCAGGCACACCCCAAACUUCCAGGCACAAUCUAUACUGCUGCUGAAGAAAUCAAAGCAGCUGGAGGAAAGGCCUUGCCAUGUGUUGUUGACGUGAGAGAUGAACAGCAAAUCAACAAUGCAGUGGAGAAAGCAGUCGAGAAAUUUGGAGGAAUUGAUAUUUUGGUGAAUAAUGCCAGUGCUAUUAGCUUGACCAACACGUUGGAAACACCUACGAAGAGAGUGGACUUGAUGAUGAAUGUCAACACCAGAGGCACCUACCUUACAUCCAAAGCAUGUAUUCCUUAUUUGAAAAAGAGUAAAAUUGCACAUAUCCUCAACCUCAGCCCACCACUGAACCUAAAUCCACUGUGGUUCAAACAGCACUGUGCUUAUACCAUUGCUAAGUAUGGUAUGUCUAUGUGUGUGCUUGGAAUGGCAGAAGAAUUUAAAGGUGAAAUUGCAGUCAAUGCACUGUGGCCUAAAACAGCCAUACACACUGCUGCUAUGGAUAUGCUGGGAGGAUCUGGUGUCGAAAGACAAUGCAGAAAAGUUGAUAUCAUUGCAGAUGCCGCAUACUGCAUUUUCAAAAAGCCAAAAAAUUUUACUGGCAACUUUAUUAUUGAUGAAAAUAUCUUAAAAGAAGAAGGAAUAAAAAAUUUUGAUGUCUAUGCCAUUGCACCAGGCCAUCCUUUGAUACCAGAUUUCUUCUUGGAUGAACAGCCAGAUACUACUAAGAAAAUGGAAUCACAUGGUGCUAUUCCAGAAUUGAAAGAAGAGACGCUGCAGCCACCACCAAAACCACGUUCUGGAGCUGUGGAAGAAACGUUCAGAAUUGUUAAGGACUGUCUCAGUGAUGACAUCGUUAAAGCCACACAAGCAGUCUAUCAGUUUGAACUCUCAGGUGAAGAUGGUGGAACAUGGUUUCUUGAUCUUAAAAGCAAGGGUGGGAAUGUCGGAUAUGGAGAGCCCUCUGAUCGGGCAGAUGUGGUGAUGAGUAUGUCUACUGACGAUUUUGUAAAAAUGUUUUCAGAGAGCUUGUGUGUGUCCUAGUGAAGGUUUACUAAUACAGCAGACACAUAUUGUGCCUUUUGGAGACAUGCCCUAUAUAUAAAUUUGGCAUAAUAUAGGUCAGAAAACUAUAAAUGAGAAUCAGACACACCUGGCUUUGGAUUGCAGCACUGUUACAUAUAAGCUGUGUGAUCUUAUAAAUGUAAAAAUCCUCUCUGAGCCUCAUUUUCCUCAUUAAUUCCACUGUGUGCCAGACCCUGUACCAGCACUGGAAUGAGAGUAGCAAAUAAAAAGAAAGUUUCCUCUCUCCAUGGAGCUUCUUUUUAUUAUAUGUUGUUAUUAGCUACAAUUCUAUUUUAAUGUUCACUGUAUUAUAUCUGGGCAUUUCUGUGGUUAAAAUAAUGCUAACACAUACUUUUGUGUUCAUACAUUAUACUUUUGAUGAUCAUUUCCUUUACACCAUUAUGACUUUUUGAAUCUAAACUUGGAAUGUUAAGAGUUUAGUGAACCAUAAUAGAGUGCAAAAUUAACUAAAAAGGAUAGUAUAUGUUUACCACAAUUCAUUUGAGGGCCAUCUAUUCUUUAUUGUACUUUAACUAGUAUAUAAAUGUUGCAUCUUCAGCUUUUUGGUAUAAUCUUUUGUUGAUUGUUAUUUUUACAUUAUCUCUCAUAUAAUAAAAUAUUGUUAGCAUCUAAGUCUAGGAAUUGGGAUUCCCAAGAUACUGAUAAAAAUAUGCUGUAAAAGAAAUUUCUGUGCUUUAGAGGUCUAUAGAACUCAAAGGGAUUCUUUCUACAAUUCAUGUUCUUGAAGCAGUGUAUCCCUGAGG
This is a messenger RNA of Vicugna pacos (alpaca), 2051 nucleotides long. It is a transcript of the gene HSDL2, whose product is annotated as hydroxysteroid dehydrogenase like 2. Lineage: Eukaryota; Metazoa; Chordata; Mammalia; Artiodactyla; Camelidae. The record is from RefSeq and is a predicted model, not a curated record. Gene Ontology annotation, cellular component: mitochondrion.